AUGGCCUAUGAUCGAUAUGUAGCCAUCUGUCACCCACUGCACUAUUCAUCUAUGAUGAAGUGGAGUAGCUGCAUCCAGAUGGCAGGAGGAGCGUGGAUGGCAGGUUUCCUUAAUGCUGUUUUGCACACUGGUACUGUUUUUUCACUGCCUUUCUGCUCCACCGUCAUCAAUCAGUUCUUCUGUGAAAUCCCACAUGUUGUGAAGAUCUCCUGUUCUGAUUCAUACCUCAAUGAGCUUUGGCCUCUUCUCUUUAGUGCUGUAUUACUUCUUGGUUGCUUUGUGUUUAUUGUCAUAUCCUAUGUGCAGAUAUUUACUGCAGUGCUGAGAAUGCCCUCCAUGGCCAACAGGCAGAAAGCCUUCUCUACUUGCAUUCCCCACAUCACGGUUAUUUCCAUAUUGGUUGGAACUGGCAUGUUUGCCUACUUUAUGCCAACCUCUAACUCUCCAUACAAUGUGGAUCAAAUGCUUGCUGUGUUAUAUACUGUGGUGCCCCCAAUGAUGAACCCAAUAAUCUACAGCAUGAGGAACAAAGAUGUCAAAGCUGCCUUGUGGAGGUUGCUUGCUCUUAUUCUUGAAUAUGAUGCUGAAGUUCACUGUGAGUAUGUGCCUCACACUUGCAAAAAGCAGCUGCAGAAGAACUCACGUGAUGGCCGAUUUGUUGGCUGUUUACUGAUGAUGUCCCAGUAUCCUUGUUAG
This is a messenger RNA of Rhineura floridana, 696 nucleotides long. Its product is annotated as olfactory receptor 14A2-like. The record is from RefSeq and is a predicted model, not a curated record. Gene Ontology annotation, biological process: G protein-coupled receptor signaling pathway. The coding region runs from base 1 to 696 and encodes 231 amino acids. The transcript has 2 exons. NCBI's taxonomy places the organism in Eukaryota, Metazoa, Chordata, Lepidosauria, Squamata, Rhineuridae. Gene Ontology annotation, cellular component: membrane. Gene Ontology annotation, molecular function: olfactory receptor activity.